GGCGGUAGUCAUGGUCUUGGCGCAAAAUGCAAGACCUGGUUUAGUUGCCAUUUCUAUGUUAUGUUUAUUUAUUGAAGUUAUCGUUAUUCAAUACUCAUAAGUACAGCAAAGAUCGAGUACACAGCACCAUAGGACUGCUGGGCUGAAAUCUGCUGAAGUAUCGCUUUAAACAGCUUUACAGCAGUGAUCUUGGUGAAACAAAAUAAGAAAAGUAGCUACCAUUGGAGAAAGAAGUAACAUCGUCUUUAUCAACAAAGCAGAUUCGAAGUUAAGUUACGCAGUGUUAUGAUAAGAUCGGAUCACAUUUAUGAUUUUGGAUUUCCAUAGAUGAGACAAAAAAUUUGUGAUUAUCGAUUUCAAUCGAUUAAUUUGACUAAUCAAUCGACAAAUAUCAAGUACUUUCGAGUAUUAUUAAGUAAUCGAUUACAUUUUCGAUGAUCGAUUUGUAUCAAUUAGUUACGUCCUGAUGUAUGCCUUGCCUAACUAGCUGCAUAUGCAGACUCGUUGAUGCAGCGAUUGCACACUAUAAUCAAGCUUGCAUUACAAUCAAAUAUGCAUCAUUUAUAUAACUAUGAUUAAAUGAUGAUAAUAAAGGAGGGUCUGUCCGAUCUUUUUGGCCAAUGCUUUUCUGUAACUUUAUUUUAAGUUACUACCAAGCUUCAUAAUCUCAUAUUAUGAAAAAGGAAUGGAAAGUCAGUUUUAGUUUUAAGCUUGUGGAUAAGCUCGAUAAAGGGCCACAUUAAUACUCAUUUUUGCCAUGGUGCAGACAAAAUCUUUCUCCUCCAAUUGGUACAGAAUUAGAUUAUGCCAGAGGCAACUUAAAUAUUCUCUACUCAAUUUAAACCUUUUGUGAUGCACAUAUAACUUCUUUAGUUUGCAGGCCUGAAAAGGUGAAAAUUGUAGAAGCACCAGCGGUUUACAGAUCUGGACAAAUGAGCAAUAGUUACCAGCCUGCUAGACAUUUAUCUCAAAGUGAAACUAAGCUUGUUACCAGAGUAAAACCUAGUGCUGUGUCAGGUCCACCACAUCUACAAGUCUUAGCUGGAAAAUGCUUUACAUUGGUACAUGAUGGGUACAAGUAUGAGUUUUGUCCUUUCCAUAAUGUGACACAAAAGGAACAGACAGUAAGAUGGAAUGCAUUUUCUGGGGUUUUGGGUGUUUGGAAAGAAUGGGUAAUUGUGAACAACACAUUUGAGGCCAUGCUGUUAGCUAAUGGUGAUUUGUGUCCUGGUGAGAAACCACGACAGACAAAGGUAUUUCUGAGAUGUGGAGAUCAAAACAAGGUUAUCUCUGUUGUAGAGCCCACCAUUUGUCAUUAUGACUUAAGAUUUGAGACUCCACUGGCUUGUCCUAUAGAUGCAUUCCUAGUUUAUCCAGUGCUCAGUGCAGAAGGCCAGAAAGAAUGGGAGGAGAUUGAAGAAGCACUCUAUCGCAAAGAGCUGACUCUUCAAGGCUACAACAAGUACAGACGAGCCCUUUUCCAAAAGGAAAACUUGAUCCCUAAUGACAGCAACAAGAAAAAACCAAAAGUUGAAGAAAGUGUUGAAAACACUUCCUCUGAAGGAGAUCUUAACUCACAAGCUGGGGAUAACCGUAGAGGAAAGAUUUCCAGCUUUAAUUCUAAAGAAGAGUGCUCUAAGGCUUACAGCAGUCUUUUGGCUGAGGUACAAAAACUUACCAGGAAGCUUUUAAAUAUGAGCUGUUCUGGAUGUAAUAACUCUAUCAUGGAUACCCACAUAAACAAACCUGAACAGUCAAACGUGGAUUUGGAAAACAGGACAGGAGGAAUUAGUAGUAACACUGAGAGACCUGUUAAGGAGAACCUAAAUGUGCAAGAACCUUUAAGAGGUGACCAAGAUCAGCUAAAAGAACAAAAGAUAACUUUGAAAACUAAAGAUGACAAGGGAUUUCAGUCUUUAGUAGAAAAUCUACGAGGAGAUCUAGGACUGAAAAGAAAUCAAUCCACAGAAGGCAAGCAAAGAAAAUCUGAUAUGUUUAUGAAUGCCAAUGAGAGCUAGCAGGACUUAAAACAAAUCUACUCCCCAAAAAAUCUUUCUAUGGAGUAACAGCACCAGAUCUACAGGAUUUAAAUAGAAAGUGGGCUACUCUGACAGUUACAUGUUCUUCCAGAUGUGAUAACAUAAAUCAGUAUAUGGAACUUUCAUUGCAAGAUUUAUGGGAAAGUGUAGCAGCUUCAUUAGAGCUCCAAGAUGUACACGUAAUCUGCAGAUAUAUGCAAGAAGUCAGGGGUGCUCUUCCUAUCACUCUUCUUGUACCUCCAAAAAUACUCAAGAGUGAAAUUCAGGGUUUGCAACCUUUGUCAGAAACAAUUUUCCAGGACUUUUCCAGGCUUCAGAUUGAUUUUUCCAGGACUCCAGAACUCACCAUAACCCUUUCCGUUUCAAAAGUGACAAAUGAAGAAUAAUUUCCUCUUGCAAUUUCAAUACAUUAUCAGACAUGCAAAUGACAAUAAUAAAGAAAAAUAUAGAAAUAUCAA
Molecule: messenger RNA, 2497 nt
Organism: Stylophora pistillata
Lineage: Eukaryota; Metazoa; Cnidaria; Anthozoa; Scleractinia; Pocilloporidae
Product: N-acetylglucosamine-1-phosphotransferase subunit gamma
Cellular component (GO): Golgi apparatus
Source: RefSeq, a predicted model, not a curated record